AUGUGUAAGAACAUUGUCAAAAAGGCCAAUCUGCCACACCCUGUUUUGAUAUACGACAUACUGGAGGAGCGGACACGAGCCAUUCAUGAAAGUCUAGGGCCACAGCGCAUGAUCAUCGCGCAGUCAAUUGGCGAAGCCACCUCCAAGGCGGACGUCAUCUUUUUCUCGGUACCCAACGAUGAAGCCGUCCGGGCGGUGAUGGACCAGAUUCUGGCAGCCGGCGUCGCGGGCAAAGUGGUGGUCAAUUGCAGCACCGUGCAUCCCGAUACAAGUGCUCAAGAGGCCGGGGCCGUGACCGCUGCCGGGGGAAGCUUCGUCGCAUGCCCCGUGUUUGGCAGUGCCCAGAUGGCCGAAGCCGGCCAGAUCGUUGCCGUUCUGGCGAGUGACACCCCCGCAGCCGCGGACAAGGUCAUGCCCCUGUGCAAAGGCGUCAUGGCGCGCGACGUGAUCGACGUCUGCAGCGGUGGUCGGGGCGACGGCGACGCUGCUGCUGCUGCUACUACUGCGGCGCGGGGUCCGCUGCUGCUCAAGAUCAUCGGCAACAUGUUCGCGCUCAACAUCGCGACCGCGCUGGCCGAGGCGCAUGUGCUGGCGGAAAAAGCCGGCCUUGGAUCCGACCAGUUCCACCAAUUCGUCCAGACGCUGUUUCCCGGUCCUAGCGCUGCGUACUCCCACGCCAUGCUCAGCGGCAGCUACCACCGCCAACAAAAGCCCCAGGGUCCAGCCCUUCUGGCCAAAAAGGACGCCCAGUACGCCCAGAGCCUGGCCAGCGAGGCCGGUGUCCGCCUCCGCACUCUCGAAGUCGCCCAGCAUUAUGUCGGAGCCGUCUUGCAACACAAAGGGGACGACGGGGCGAUGGCCGGAGUGUACGGCGCUGCGCGACUGGAGGCCGGCUUGCCUUAUGAAAAUUAA
Messenger RNA from Fonsecaea multimorphosa CBS 102226, 912 nucleotides. RefSeq lists its product as uncharacterized. The coding region runs from base 1 to 912 and encodes 303 amino acids. The record is from RefSeq and is a predicted model, not a curated record. The transcript has a single exon. Gene Ontology annotation, molecular function: oxidoreductase activity, acting on the CH-OH group of donors, NAD or NADP as acceptor; NADP binding; NAD binding. Lineage: Eukaryota; Fungi; Ascomycota; Eurotiomycetes; Chaetothyriales; Herpotrichiellaceae.